Molecule: messenger RNA, 991 nt
Organism: Triticum aestivum (bread wheat)
Lineage: Eukaryota; Viridiplantae; Streptophyta; Magnoliopsida; Poales; Poaceae
Product: NADH dehydrogenase [ubiquinone] 1 alpha subcomplex subunit 13-B
Exons: 3
Coding region: 256-687 (143 amino acids)
Cellular component (GO): respiratory chain complex I
Source: RefSeq, a predicted model, not a curated record
GUCUCCACAGGCCCAUGCAAACUCUUCCGGAAGAGACCCUGGAGAGUGACGAAUUUACCCACUACCCACACUCGCUGACAGAGUCACUGGGACGAGGCGAUUCCUCCCACCACCACCAGGCUCCCCCAAAUCGCUCGCACCCGCCACUAACCCUAGCGACAUCCGCGCUCCCAAUCGCUCGGCCUCCCGCCGGAGCCCCAGAUCCGCGGCCGCUUCCUCCCGCGCCGGUGGCGACCUUCCCGGAUCGGAGCCAAGAUGACGGAGUCGAUGGUGCGGAACAAGCCGGGGAUGGCGAGCGUCAAGGACAUGCCGGUGCUGCAGGACGGGCCGCCGCCCGGCGGGUUCGCGCCCGUGCGCUACGCGCGCCGCAUCCCCAACAAGGGCCCCAGCGCCAUCGCCCUCUUCCUCACCACCUUCGGCGCCUUCUCCUGGGGCAUGUACCAGGUCGGGCAGGGGAACAAGGUCCGCCGUGCACUGAAGGAGGAGAAAAUCGCUGCCCGUAGUGCUAUACUGCCGAUGCUCCAAGCUGAAGAGGAUGAAAGAUUUGUCAAAGAAUGGAAGAAGUAUCUUGAGGAGGAAGCGAGGAUCAUGAAAAAUGUUCCUGGAUGGAAAGUCGGUGAGAGCGUGUACAAUUCUGGGAAAUGGAUGCCUCCUGCAACCGGUGAGCUGCGUCCAGAGGUUUGGUAAGGUCCAAGGUCUUGCUUCAGCCCAUCGAGGAUGGCGUCGUGCCUUGAGGGCAUGAAUAAGGCUUUCAGACCUGGAUACCCCGAAAUUUGCUACGAGGAAUACAUACUUGAGCACUCGUCGUGUGUUUCUUCUGUUGACGGAAUUUGAAUGGCUAAUAAUUGGACAGAGCAAGCCGGCUUUGGUCUUUAUAUGAACCAUCUUCUUUUGUUGAUGUAACGUGUCUUUGUAUUGCUACGGCUAUUUUGACUCUUGUCUUUCUUUCAGUUGCGACAUUGAACAUGGAUAUACUAUUCCUUUUUUGUCA